AUGAUCAAAUGGUACUUGAUCUUGCCAUGGAAAAGAGGAGAAUGUCAAAAAAUAGUUCAUGAAAGAGGGUAUUAUUUUAAACGAACAAAAUAUCCCAUCAUAUUCAAGAGAUUGGAAUCAACGAGAACGACUAACAGCGAUUUCUCUGCAAUUGAAUCAGAUAUCGGAUCAGAUCAACAAAUUUGGGAAUUCUUUAGACGAAGGACUGAGCGAGUUAGAACAUCGAUUGGAUCAAAUAGACAAAAGAGUGAAAACGCUAGAGUCCAUGUUAGAGUAAUUGCUGUGCUAUUUUGGAUUUGUUUGUUGAUAACGAUUUUGGAAAAUUGGAAAUAA
This is a messenger RNA of Blastocystis hominis, 333 nucleotides long. RefSeq lists its product as hypothetical. The record is from RefSeq and is a predicted model, not a curated record. Lineage: Eukaryota; Bigyra; Opalinata; Blastocystidae. The transcript has 3 exons. Bases 1 to 333 code for a protein of 110 amino acids.